This is a messenger RNA of Medicago truncatula (barrel medic), 1177 nucleotides long. RefSeq names its product zinc finger protein 3. Gene Ontology annotation, biological process: negative regulation of abscisic acid-activated signaling pathway. Lineage: Eukaryota; Viridiplantae; Streptophyta; Magnoliopsida; Fabales; Fabaceae. The coding region runs from base 191 to 979 and encodes 262 amino acids. The transcript has a single exon. The record is from RefSeq and is a predicted model, not a curated record.
AAACAUUUUACCUUAUAAUACUUUGUUCAGUUACUUAUUCCAUAUCCAUGUGUAGGAUAAUAAUAGGAACAAAACCUUUGUCUGCCUCUAAAAUAUACUCCAACUUUUUAUCCAUUUAAGGUGUCAAAGAAUCAACAACUCAAACUUCCUUAAACCUACCAAGAAAGGGUUGAGGAAUUAUCUCCAAUUAAUGGAAAGACUAAGCAAAGAACCAUGCAUCUUCUCUUCUCAAGAAACUCCUCCAAGUCCAAGCACACCUUUGCAAAAUCAACAUGAAAAGAAGAAACAACAAUCUAUUGAGGUAGAAGAAGAUAUCACUAAGGUAGAAACUUUAUUUGAUCUAAAUGUAUCUAGCAAUGAUUCUAAUCUCGAUUGUAAUAGUCAGCAAGAACCAGAACUUAAUCUUAUCACUUCUUUAGAUGUUGGUAAUUCAUUAUCACAAAACAAUAAUACUCUUGAUGUAGAACAAAGAGUUUUUUCUUGUAACUAUUGUCAUAGAAAAUUCUAUAGCUCACAAGCAUUAGGUGGACACCAAAAUGCUCACAAAAGAGAGAGAUCAAUAGCAAAAAGAGGACAAAGAUUUGGAACACAAAUAAUAGCUUCAGCUUCUGCUUUUGGAUUUCCUAUUUUGCAUAAUAAACAAAGUUAUGCAAACAUGGCUUCUUUACCUCUUUAUGGUGCUUUUGGUAAUAAACCUCUUGGAAUUCAAGCACACUCUAUGAUCCAUAAGCCUUCUCAUGUUUCAUCUAAUGGAUUUGGAAACUCUUAUGGGCAUCAUCAUCAUCAUGGUUGGUCAAACUCAAGAAUCUUUAUGGAUCAACAACCUGGGAUAGCAAAACUAGGUAUAGCUGAUUUUCAUAGAACAUCAACAUCAUCAAGAGGAAGUGUUGGUAGGUUUGAAGUGGUAGAUACUAUGAUGAAUUCUGCAGCUAAUAAAGAAAUGAAGCAGAAGCAACUUGAUUUAAACCUCAAGCUAUGAUUAUGAAUAUUGGUCAGUGUAGUUAAGAUUUUUGUGUGAAAUAGGAUUUGUGUAAAUUUUGUUUUAUUGGGAGGAUCAUAUAGUUAUUUUCUUGUUAUUCACUUGAAAAUUGUUUAACUCCAGUGUGGAGUGAUUUAUGAGCUGUAACUUUUAUGUUUCUUAUGUCUUUUUCUUCUACAAGAGAUAUUUUUUUGCUUA